Lemur catta (Ring-tailed lemur) is the source of this 622-nucleotide messenger RNA. Its product is annotated as histone H2B type 2-E. Gene Ontology annotation, cellular component: nucleosome. Lineage: Eukaryota; Metazoa; Chordata; Mammalia; Primates; Lemuridae. The record is from RefSeq and is a predicted model, not a curated record. The transcript has a single exon. Gene Ontology annotation, molecular function: structural constituent of chromatin; DNA binding; protein heterodimerization activity. Bases 17 to 397 code for a protein of 126 amino acids.
CUUGUUGCUUGUCGCUAUGCCUGAGCCAGCGAAGUCCGCUCCGGCUCCUAAGAAGGGCUCCAAGAAGGCCGUCACCAAAGCCCAGAAAAAGGAUGGCAAGAAGCGUAAACGCAGCCGCAAGGAGAGCUACUCCAUCUACGUGUAUAAGGUGUUGAAGCAGGUCCACCCGGACACCGGCAUCUCGUCCAAGGCCAUGGGCAUCAUGAACUCGUUCGUCAACGACAUCUUCGAGCGCAUCGCCGGCGAAGCGUCCCGCCUGGCGCAUUACAACAAGCGCUCCACCAUCACGUCCCGCGAGAUCCAGACGGCCGUACGCCUGCUGCUGCCGGGAGAGCUGGCCAAGCACGCCGUGUCCGAGGGCACCAAGGCGGUCACCAAGUACACCAGCUCCAAGUGAGUCCCUGGCGGGACGCGGCGCUAGCUCGCGCGAGUGGCCGACCUCUUGACUCCAAAGGCUCUUUUCAGAGCCACCUAUCUCCUCCCUGAAAGGAGCUGUCAUGUGGUGUUCUUUCCCAAGUUUUCUUUUGGCAUCUCUUCUAGGUAAGAAAGUCAACAACUUGCCGGGUGCGGUGGCUCACGCUGGUUGAGGUCAGGAGUUCAAUAAAAUCAACAACUGGACUAA